Molecule: messenger RNA, 816 nt
Organism: Myxocyprinus asiaticus (Chinese sucker)
Lineage: Eukaryota; Metazoa; Chordata; Actinopteri; Cypriniformes; Catostomidae
Product: U4/U6.U5 small nuclear ribonucleoprotein 27 kDa protein-like
Exons: 6
Coding region: 108-584 (158 amino acids)
Biological process (GO): RNA splicing
Cellular component (GO): precatalytic spliceosome
Source: RefSeq, a predicted model, not a curated record
CCGUUAAUGGCUACCAGCGGACGGGUGAAUCUGGACAUUUCUGGAUAACUCGCAGUUUAUUGCAGCGCUGUUUGUUAGAACUUUGUGUGUUUCAUACUGAUCGAAUAAUGGUGAGAAGCAGGAGCCGAACACCACCGCGGCGAGAGAGACGCCGGUCACGCUCGUCCUCUCGAGAUCGCGAGCGGAGGCGCAGGGAGCGCGAGAGGAACGGGUCGCGCGACAGAGACAGACGGAGGUCGCGCUCGCGCUCCCCCAACAGGCGUAGAUCCAGAUCUCCACGGCGACACCGCUCCUCCUCCCAGUCUCCAGUGCGGCAGAAGGACAGACGGGAUGAUGAAAGGAAGGAAGGGAAGGAUAAACCUACAAAAGUCCAUCAAAUAUCAGCUGAGGACAUGCAGGGAAAGACAGAGGAGGAAAUAGAGAUGAUGAAACUGAUGGGGUUUGGAUCCUUUGACAGCACAAAGGGUAAAAAGAAAGAGGGUUCUGCUAAGGCAUUCGCUGUCAACGUGUCUCAGAAGAGAAAAUACAGGCAAUAUAUGAACAGGAAAGGUGGUUUCAACAGACCUUUGGAUUUCAUUGCUUGAUCAUGGAAAGUCAGGAGCCAAGUUUUAACGACUUUGACUGCUUUGAGUUCCUUUGUGAUGAAACGUAUAUUCAUUUGUUCCUAAGUGUAUAUAAAGUGUCAUUUUAGUUUUCAAUAGAUGAACAUCAUAGCUAAUUUAAAAGUAUUUUGUUAUUGUGGAUUAUUUGCCUUGAAUGUCUUCUUUUGUGAAACCCUUACAGUGCUAAUAAAUUGAGAUUUUUGUAAUUAUUAUU